GAUCUAUCGAUAGACUGCGACUUAUCGACCUUUCACAUAUUUUGUUUAUCUUACGAUUUUUGCGCAAUACCUAAAAAACAAUGAGCAAUUCCACAGCAUCCGCAUUUUCCAGUUUGGACACAGCGGCCCUAGACCGUCAGACCGAAGUGCCAGAUGAGCAUCCGGUCACAUUUGAACAAAUCUGGAACGAGACGCACAAGAAAGUCAGCAUCGGUUGGAUACGACAAAAUGGUUACAAGCGGAUCUGCCUGCAAUUCCCAGACGACUAUUUGCCGCACAGCAACGCCAUCAGCACUUGCCUGCAGACAGCGCUGGCCUCUGACGAGUGCAAGAUUUUUAUUUUGGCCGAUACGACGUAUGGCAGCUGUUGCGUGGACGAAAUAGCUGCGGCUCAUGUUGAAGCGGAUAGUGUUAUACAUUUUGGCAAUGCAUGCCGCAGCAAAGCCAGCCGCCUGCCGGUACUCUAUUUGUAUCCAGUGCUUCCGCUGCAGCUUCCAAAGGUACUGCAACAGCUGGCCGCUCUACAGCCCGAAUGCGAGGAGCGUGAGGUGUACGUUUACCUGGACAUUGGCUAUCAGCAUCUGUGCGAGCAACAGCCGCCGAGCGCCGAGCUUGCCGAUGGCGAAGAUACUCUCUUUAGCCAGGUGCGUGAGGUGCUACGUCCAAAGAAGCUAUACAUCGAGGUUUAUCCACCGCCAGCUGAAGACACUGCCGAAAGCAAGCAGCAAGCAACUGAAUCGUCUGCGGAACGCAUCUGCAUUUUUAUUGGUGGCGAUAAUCAACGCUUUGCCAAUUUAUCACUGACCACAACAGCGUUGCAGUGGCACAUUUUAGAUGGUGCCACAGCCACGCUGAGCGCAAAAAAUCCGCUAACAGCUCAAUAUAUACGACGUCGAUACUACUACAUAGAGAAGUGCAAGGAUGCCCAGACUUUGGGGCUGAUUGUGGCCACAUUGAGUGCUGUUGGUUAUUUGGAUGUGGUUACGCGUCUGCAAACAAUGGCCAAAAGUCGUGGCGUUAAGACGCAACUAAUUUCCGUGGGUCGCAUAAAUCCCGCCAAGCUGGCCAAUUUCCUAGAGAUUGACUGCUUUGUGCUCAUUGGCUGUCCGUUUAACAAUAUGUAUAAUUCCAAGGAAUACUAUAAGCCCAUUGUUUCUGUUUUCGAGGCCGAAAUGGCGCUGAAUCCAGCCUGGCAUAUGAAGUACCCGGAAGCCUAUGUUACAGACUUUAAGCAACUGCUGCCAGAGGGCCGCAGCUUCCUGAGUUUUGAUGCGGACGCUGUGCAGGUGCAGGAUGUGAGUCUGGUCAGCGGACGCAUGCGAGGCGCCACUGGCUCUGGUGAUGACGCAGUGGAGACGGCAAGCAAUACGGUGGCCACACAAGCCAAAAUGGCGCUCAUGACAACGGACACAGGCCUCACAUUUGAGGAUCGCACUUGGCAGGGACUAGACCCGAUGUUGGGCCAGACCGAACCAGCCAAAUUGCAACAGGGUCUCAGUGGCAUUCCCAUAAAGUACUCGCACGAUUAGGAUUAUAUUUACAUGUACAACUACAUCUACAUCAAUGAUGUCGAUCAUAUCAAUAAAACACAACGAACAAAUAUUCGAGCUCCAAAAUGUA
Molecule: messenger RNA, 1620 nt
Organism: Drosophila grimshawi
Lineage: Eukaryota; Metazoa; Arthropoda; Insecta; Diptera; Drosophilidae
Gene: Dph2
Product: 2-(3-amino-3-carboxypropyl)histidine synthase subunit 2
Exons: 2
Coding region: 81-1529 (482 amino acids)
Biological process (GO): protein histidyl modification to diphthamide
Molecular function (GO): 2-(3-amino-3-carboxypropyl)histidine synthase activity
Source: RefSeq, a predicted model, not a curated record